AUGUUGGAUUCUUUGACUUUAAAGCAAAUAUCUCUACUGAAGAGUAAAAAUAAAUCUCUUAAAAUACUUAUUUCUGUUGGAGGUGCCAAAUUUCAAGGAUUUAGUUCGAUGACUUCUAAACACUCUUCCAGAAAAUUAUUUAUUAAAAGUGUGAUUGAUUUAUUUAAAAAAUUAGAUAUAGACGGGAUUGAUUUAGAUUGGGAAUGGCCAGGCUUAAAUGGGGAUUUUAAAGAAAAAAUAAAUUUUUUCAAAUUGUUAUUCGAACUUAGAAAAGUAUUUAAAAAACAUUCCAAAUAUUAUAUUUUGAGUGCUGAUGUUUCUUCAUCAAAACAAAUAUCAGAAUUGGCAUAUUUUAUACCAUACUUAGCAAAAUAUGUUGAUUUUGUAAAUGUUAUGUGCUAUGAUUAUCAUUUUUUUUCAAAAUGGUAUCCAUUUACUGGUCAUAAUUCUGCAUUAUACUCUUCAGAUAAUUCAGUGUCACCUUUCUUUUUUAAUGUCAAUAACAGUAUUAAUUAUUGGAUUUCUCAAUCAAUGCCAAAAGACAAAAUUGUCUUAGGGGUUCCUACAUUUGGUCAUUCCUACAAAUUGCUCUCACAAGAUAAAGUCCAUCUUCAUGCACCAGCUAUUGGUAAUGGAGAAUUAGGAAAUGAUGGUUUUGUUUUCUAUUCUGAAAUUUGUCAAUUUACCAAAGAAACAAAUGUAUCAAUUGUAUUUGACAACACAUCAAAAGUGCCAUAUGCAUAUAAAUUUCCUAAUUGGAUUUCUUACGAAGAUGAAAGGAGCGUAACACAUAAGAUAGAAUCAUAA
Pediculus humanus corporis (human body louse) is the source of this 807-nucleotide messenger RNA. RefSeq lists its product as uncharacterized. The transcript has 6 exons. The record is from RefSeq and is a predicted model, not a curated record. Gene Ontology annotation, cellular component: extracellular region. Gene Ontology annotation, biological process: carbohydrate metabolic process; chitin catabolic process. Bases 1 to 807 code for a protein of 268 amino acids. Lineage: Eukaryota; Metazoa; Arthropoda; Insecta; Psocodea; Pediculidae. Gene Ontology annotation, molecular function: chitin binding; chitinase activity.